AUGGAGCCCUGGUGCCGGACACCUGCCCCCUCCGUGGACCAGGCCGUUCUGCUGCGGCUGCUGCUGCUGCUGCUGCUGAGGCCAGCAAGUUGCUUGAGCUCAACCGUUGCCCCCGGAGCACUGUCCUCAGCUGCUCCCACUAACCCUGGCACCCUCUGUGCGCCUGGUGCCGCCUGUCACUCAGGGGGGCCUCAUGUCCCCCAGCAAACCCCCACCACUCAGAUGCCUCUGACCUUGACCCAGAUGUCACAGAGUCCUGUCUCUCAAGGCGGCAUUAACUUACCUCCCAGAGGCUGUGGCAUGUCCUAUGAGUUUGACCCCACCCUCAGGGACCCAGCGUCCAAGGUUCGGCGGUGGCCAUGGAUGGUCAGUGUGCAGGCCAACGGCACACAUAUCUGUGCAGGAUCCCUCAUCGCCUCCCGGUGGGUGCUGACCGUGGCCCACUGCCUGAUCCAGGACGACGUUAUCUAUUCAGUGCGGGUGGGGAGCCCCUGGAUCAACCAGACAGCUCAGACGACCUCCGAUGUCCCAGUGCGCCGGCUCAUUGUGAACAGCCGGUUCCAGUCUCGUCGGUACUGGUCCUGGGUCGGCAAGGCCAACAACAUCGGCCUCCUCCAGCUUGAGCGGUCACUCAAGUACAGCGAGUACGUCUGGCCCAUCUGCCUGCCCGGCCUUGACUACGAGCUGAAGGACUACUCCGUCUGCACUGUGAUGGGCUGGGGACUCCCCAGGGUGGAUGGCAGAUGGCCCCAGUUCCGGACCAUUCAAGAGAAGGAAGUCACCAUCCUGAACAACAAGGAGUGUGACAACUUCUACCACAAAUUCACCAAAAUCUCCUCGCUGAUUCGGAUCAUCAACUCCCAGAUGAUUUGUGCGAAGGACACUCACAGGGAACAUUUCUGCUACGAGAUAAGUGGGGAGCCCUUGGCCUGUCCUGUGGAGAACACGUGGUACCUGGUGGGAAUGGUGACCUGGGGCCCAGGCUGCAAGCACAGCGAGGCCCCACCCAUCUACCUGCGGGUCUCUGCUUACCAGUCCUGGAUCUGGGACAGCAUCAGUGGGCAGGCCCCGCCAGCCCUGUCCCGGGCCCUGCUCCUGGCACUGCUGCUGCCCCUCGGCCUCCUCGCCGCCCGCUGA
Molecule: messenger RNA, 1137 nt
Organism: Pteropus alecto (black flying fox)
Lineage: Eukaryota; Metazoa; Chordata; Mammalia; Chiroptera; Pteropodidae
Gene: PRSS50
Product: serine protease 50
Exons: 6
Coding region: 1-1137 (378 amino acids)
Biological process (GO): proteolysis
Cellular component (GO): endoplasmic reticulum
Molecular function (GO): serine-type endopeptidase activity; threonine-type endopeptidase activity
Source: RefSeq, a predicted model, not a curated record